Morone saxatilis (striped sea-bass) is the source of this 3527-nucleotide messenger RNA. RefSeq names its product forkhead box F1 (gene foxf1). Gene Ontology annotation, cellular component: nucleus. The record is from RefSeq and is a predicted model, not a curated record. The transcript is spliced from 2 exons. Bases 329 to 1471 code for a protein of 380 amino acids. Gene Ontology annotation, molecular function: DNA-binding transcription factor activity, RNA polymerase II-specific; RNA polymerase II cis-regulatory region sequence-specific DNA binding. NCBI's taxonomy places the organism in Eukaryota, Metazoa, Chordata, Actinopteri, Moronidae. Gene Ontology annotation, biological process: animal organ morphogenesis; regulation of transcription by RNA polymerase II.
AUGCGCUGAUGGCAACAGAUAAGUAAAAAGUGAGCUCCUCGGACGCACGACAACACACCAACUGAAGUGGAAAGCGGCUCCUGUUCUGCUCCUCAUCCUAUUCGGACGUUGCGUACAAGACGGUUCGGCUUCAGACUGCUGCAGGACUGAAUCGAAAGGAAGAAGACAGUCUCGUCUUUGGCUCGUGUGUUAAGUUUGUCUCCAGUUUGCCUACUUUUUUUUUGGCUCUUUAUGUCAGCGAAUUCGUAUUCAGCUUUGUAGUGUUUAUAGGCGGAAAGGUGGAAAUCAACCGUUUUCGUUUUGUCAUCUCGAAGACUAAAUUUAACUCAUGACGGCAGAGGUCCAGCAGCCCCCAGCGCAGACUCCUGCUCAGAGCAGCCCGAUGUCUGCUCCGGAGAAGCCGCACGGACAGACGGCGGUGAUGGAAACCGCCUCCUCCACAACGAAAACCAAAAAGACAAACGCAGGGAUCCGCAGACCAGAGAAACCCCCGUAUUCAUACAUAGCUUUAAUAGUCAUGGCUAUCCAGAGCUCUCCAACGAAGCGCCUGACGCUGAGUGAAAUAUACCAGUUCUUGCAGAGCCGCUUCCCGUUUUUCAGGGGCUCGUACCAGGGAUGGAAGAACUCCGUGCGUCACAACUUGUCCCUGAACGAGUGCUUCAUAAAGCUGCCCAAGGGCCUCGGCCGGCCAGGGAAGGGCCACUACUGGACUAUCGACCCGGCUAGUGAGUUUAUGUUCGAGGAAGGCUCCUUCAGAAGGAGACCCAGGGGUUUUAGGCGCAAGUGCCAGGCGCUGAAGCCGAUGUACAGCAUGAUGAACGGCCUGGGAUUCAACCACAUCCCCGAGUCCUACAACUUCCAGGGGAGCGGCGGGGGCCUAUCCUGUCCGCCCAACAGCUUGUCUCUGGACAGCGGGAUUGGGAUGAUGAAUGGACACUUGGCAGGUAACAUGGAGGGGAUGGGUCUGUCCGGGCACACCAUGUCACACUUGUCGACCAACAGUGGACAUUCCUACAUGGGAAGUUGUACAGGAUCCACUGGGAGUGAUUAUCCCCACCACGACAAUUCCGCCUCUCCUCUGCUCACCAGCGGGGGAGUCAUGGAGCCUCACCCCGUCUACUCGAGCUCAGCCUCGGCGUGGGCUCCUGCACCCUCGGCCUCGCUCAAUAACGGGGCCUCCUACAUAAAGCAGCAGCCUCUGUCUCCCUGUAAUCCAGGGGCAAACCCGCUGCAGCCAAGCUUGCCCACACAUUCACUAGACCAAUCGUACCUGCACCAGAACGGGCACAGUACUACAGAUUUACAAGGUAUUCCUCGGUACCAUUCCCAGUCUCCAAGCAUGUGUGACCGAAAGGAGUUCGUCUUCUCGUUCAACGCCAUGACGUCCUCGGCGAUGCACUCACCGAGCAGCGGCUCGUACUACCACCACCAACAGGUCGCCUACCAGGACAUCAAGCCCUGCGUCAUGUGAUGCCUCCACACGGACAAUCUGCAGACCAGAGGGACGGUGUCACAGACUUGAGCCACGCAGCAGAGUGAAGUGAAAGGAGAACAACCGAGUAAAUAACCACUGAGAGACAGAGGCCUGCCCCGGCCCUGAUGAGUGCUCACUGCUUCAAGUAGACCGGACUACUUUUCUGUACUGUUUUUUACACAUCAGCGACAAAGACACGGAGACAGGCCAAUCACAAAAGCAACCACAUAAUAAUAAUAUAUAAUAAUACAAACUUUGUCAUGCCAUCAACAUCGACCAGCGGGUAAAGACUGGCUGUAUGAAACCCUGCUGCUGUUUGGUACUUAGUCCUGCAGAGCGGAUGACUACCACUUCACACUUUUGUUCAUGUUUAUUCUUCUUGUUAAAGUAGGCCAAUGUAAAAAAUGCACACGUCUAAGUUUCUAAGUUUUUACUUUUCUUUUCUUUGACAAAUUAGACUGAGGCUCUUUUUUUUUGGACUUUCAUACCAGCGUUGAAUUUCAAAAUGAACAAUUAUGGACAUUGUAUAUAUAUGUCCAUAUACUGUGUAAAAAUGAUGAAGGCACUUUUUGAAUAGCCUAUAAGCGCAGCUUUUUAUUUAUUCUGUAGGCCUACAUAUUUUAAUUUCAGGCGAAUUGGCCAAGGAGGUAUAUGCUUUAUUGGCAAUAUUUGUCAGAACGCUUGUUAUUUGUUUUAAAAUGAAAAUUGAGGAUAUAAUGUAAGCACUGUUAUGUCGUUUGUGUUAGAUAUAUGUAGACCAUUACUUUCAGCACUGUAUACUUAUAUAUUGUUAGGAAAAUUAGCAAGGGUCCAUCAAUGAGGGCUGCUCUUUAGGCUAUAUUAUAACAAAUCAUUUGUAAGAAAUAAAAUAUAUCUGUUGGGCUAGUUAAGCCUAAAUCCACAAAAAAAAAGACAUAUUUCGAUUUCAUGACACACCCAUAAUUGAUGGGACAUUUUUGGGACACUGCAAACAAAUACCUGUGUAGAUCUGAAGUCGGUGAGCAGUAUUACACAAUCAACCAAAAUUUGCAAUAGCCUACACAACGAGUGAGGCAAUUUCCGCUUUUUCCUGAAAUACCACAAUAUUGAUAAUAAUUCAACAACAUUUCAAUGAAUUCAUUAAACUAAUAAGGGGGAUAAACUGACUUCAUGUCAGUAUUACAUACAAUAUAUAAUAUUUGGUGAUAGUGAAGCCAACAAUUUAAAGCACAAUACGCAUAUAACAUCCACACUAUAGUACUACAGCAGUACUGCAGAAAGGUUAUAGAAAAUAUCCAAACUGCGUCUCCAGUGUCCAUCUGGCAGCAGCAGCUCAUGCCUGUUAUUGUAAACUGACGUUAAAUUAACAAAUCUGAUUUUCCACAAAACAAUAAAUAAUUGAUUAUAGAUUUAAAUAAAUGGUUUUGAAAGUCAAUCGUAUUAUGCCCUCUAUGUAAGGAGAGUGUUCGCAGCAAUUAAGGCGUAACAAAUGAGAGGCAGAAAUUUCACCCGUGUUUGGUUACAGGGUGAAAACCUGCAGCUCCAAAAAAUGCAUUUUCUCCAAAAGAUGUUUCUGCCGAAUAACACAGGGGUCAAAGAUACAGACACUUUUUGAAAACCCACACAAAGAAUGGAUUUUAAGAAAAUAUAAAUCCCAAACUAACAACUUACAAAGAGGAAAAUUGGGUGUAACAUUAAAUGUGAGCGGAUGCGCAAAAGGCAAAAGCAAAGGUUUGUCCUCUUAAAAACACUUACGUCUAAAAUAUUACAUAAAAAUGUACUGCAGAGGCACAGGAAUAAGAUGCAAUGAAAAAUGCACAAAUUAAUAUGUGAAUGUCUUAUCACACCAUGGAAAUACUACAGUCACUCCUUAUAGAAGGCACAUGAGCCAGUUUCCCUAAAUGCUCUUCAUCAGAUUCCUUAUUAUUUGUUUAUUAUAGCAGUUGCAAAAAUCAUAACUGCUAGUAUUACCAGCUACUAAGAAUAUGAAAUUCUUUUAGUUUCAGAUAAUUAUGUGAUGUUGAAAAUAAGAACAGGGGCUUCCAAUGUACAAAAACAUGGUGAACAGCAAUCU